Molecule: messenger RNA, 2951 nt
Organism: Prorocentrum cordatum
Lineage: Eukaryota; Dinophyceae; Prorocentrales; Prorocentraceae
Source: the annotation of a GenBank genome assembly
GUUCCCGCGCGAUGGAGCUUUCAGCAGAGCAGCAGCGGUUGGUGAUGGACAUGAUCAACCGCCAGGUGGAGGAGAGAGCCGCCGCGGACAGGCAGGCGGCGACGGCCAUGAUCGAACAGGAACGUGCCAGGUUCAACGAGCAGCUGCAGGCAUCGACCCAGCAGAACAACCAGAUGGCCGAGCAGCUCCGUGCCCUGGAGCAGGCGCGGCAGCAACAGCAAGCGGCGUUCCAGGCAUUGCAGGCGCAGCAGCAGCCACAGCAGCAAGGACCGGGACGCCAGGCCGACUUCCCCAACUCUGCAGACGACAAGCUUGUGGACAUCAAGUUCGGUAAGCUUGGCCAGUUCACGAACAAGGAUGAGGAUUUCGAGGAGUGGAGUUUCAAGCUGACGUCGGGCAUCAGCUCGCUCAGCGAGGAGGCGUGCCAUCUGAUGGAUUCCAUCGAGGACGACCCAGAGACCGACGUGACCAACGAUCCAGACAUUGCCCGGUACGGCUUGGAGACGUUGUCAAAGAAAUUAUACUUCGCGUUGGUGAUGCUCGCGAAGGCGACUGCAGCUAAGAUCGUCAAGAAGGUCUCGUCCAAGAACGGUUUCGAGGCCUACCUGCAACUCGUGAAACGGUGCGGCCCCCGUGGUGGAGGCAAGACCGUGGCGCUGAUGGGCCAGAUCCUGGACUACACGUUCGGUGAGCCUAAGGACUUCCUCGACAACUGGGUUUCGUGGGAGGCGCUGAUAGACCAGUGGGAGACGGAAGCAGAGGAAAAGCUUGCGGACAGCGUUAAGUGCUCUACGCUCAUCCUGAAGUCCCCGAAGAUCUUGAAGGACCAUCUUUUGCUUACCACCAAGAAGGAAAAGGAUUACGGCAAGCUCCGAGCGAAGGUCGAGGACUACAUGCACAACGUGGUCAACGCCAAACCAAAGAAGAAGGGCGAGGACCAAGAUGCCAUGGACGUCGGCUACACCUACGGCAAAGACCCCAAAGGCGGUAAGUACCAAGGUGGCAAAGGCAAAGGAAAAGACGGUAAGUCGAAAUCGUCCGACGGCAAAGGCAAGGACGGCAAGUCGAAGUCGACGGGCAGUAAGGGUAAGGAUGGCAAGUCGAAGGCUUCUGGAGGUAAAGGCAAGGGGACAUCGUGGUACGACUCGUCCUGGCAGAGGGGCAGUACGUGGUCAUGGAAGGAUCGGAGCGGCUGGAACGAUCGCUCCGUCAACAACACUUGGACUUCCUCGAGCGGCUCCUGGCAGGAGUCGCAGCCGGCCGAUGCGGGUAACAGGAAGACGACCAACAAGGACGGCACUGUUACCCACAUCUACGAGGACGAGGACGAGUGGAUCAUGGGCGUCGAAGAGAUCUCGGGCGAGGAUUUCGUGCUUUCCACUGCGGCCACGAAGAGCGAGGUCCGCAAGUACGACUACGGCAACAUCGGGGAUGCAGUUGAUGUGCUUUCUGAUUCAGGCAGCAGCGCGACUUGCUGCAACCCGCGAGACUUCCCCAAGUCUCCGAUCAUCCAAGGCGAAGAGAAAAUCUACAGAAUUUCGAAGGGCACCGUCCUCAAGUUCUACGGCUACAAGGAUGUGGUGCUGCGUAAGGACAGCACCAACAUCAAGGUUAAGUUCACAGUUCUCGACGUCGUGAGGCCGAUCCUCAGCGUCUCCGACUCGGCUAAGAAGCACGACAUCUCCACGCAUUACGAGCAGGGCAACAACUACAUGGAGAGAAGGACAUCUACUGGUGUUCGAAGGCUUGGGCUGAUGGCGCGAGCAGGCCUCUUCUUCCUGCAGGCCAUGGUCACAGCUGGCAGCAGCGUGCGUUUUGGGAAGUCCCCAGUGCACCACGUCUACAACAACGAGAGCGCCACGGAGCUCGACUUGGGCCCCGAGUCAGCCGAGGUGCAGGUGCCGCGCCCCGCGGAAGCGGCGCCGGUGGUUCCAGCUCCGGCAGAACCGACCCAGCAGGAGCGGGAUCAUCACAUAGCCCUGAACCACGCGCAGUUCAAGUCCUGGUGCAAGUUCUGCGUUUCUGGGCGCGGGCGAGAGAACGCCCAUCACAAGGCAGAUGAGAUCGACCAUAACAUUGCGAGAGUUCAGGUCGACUACUUCUUCAUGCGUCGGGUGAAGGCGGGGCAGAUGCUGACGUGUCUGUCCGCAGUGGACUCAGUGUAUCGGCGGAGGCGAGCCGCUGUCUUGGACGCGAAGGGCAGCACCGACAAGUACGCGGUGCGCAUUCUGAAGUAUUUCGGGGACCAGCUCGGUUACGAGAAGAUCAUUUGGAGGACCGAUCCAGAAAAUUCGGCUGCCGACCUGAUCAGGGCGGCCUGCCACGGUCGUGACGGGUGGACGUGCGAGUCUAGCCCCAAGGAGAGCAAGGGCAGCCUCGGCCUUGUCGAGCGCACCCACCAGGACGUCGAAGGUCUGACGAGGACCAUACUUCUGGACGUCGAGAGCAGGUACGGAGUUGAGCUACCGGCCGAGUUCCCUCUCAUCGAGUGGCUUGUUCGGCAUACUGCAUGGCUCAUGGACAGGUUCUGGAUCGCCCCUGGCGCUGGAGUCGCGCCGUUCGAGCUCCAGUAUGAAAGACAAUAUCACAGGCCAAUGGUUCCAUUCGCAGAGACAGUCAUGUGGAAGGAGCCUGGGCCUCACACGCUCAAGUUGCGCGAGAAGUUCGGCCAGGGCAUUUGGGUUGGCAGGGGCGAGGCCACCAACUGCCAUCUGAUUCUCACGAGGCAGGGGGCCUUCGAGGAGCCAGGCCACUACCCGUUGCAGAGGUUCUGGGCCAGCCAGCAGCUCCACCAGCACCCGCAGCACCGGGUCCAGCUCAGCCAGGUCAACGUGGGCAAGCAGUACGAGUUCACCCCUGGCUGCUCGGGAUGUCUCGGCGCAUCUUACAAGCAUAGCAAGUUCUGCAAGGAGAGGAACAAGGAGUUCUUCGAGCACAUGGAGAUCGAUUAG